CGCUGAGCACAAACUCCGGAGGGAAAGCGGCGCUGCUGGUCUCCGCCCCCCGCCUUCCACACACACCCCAUAGCGGGAAGGGGGAAGCGAGCGGCCCGCUCCCCCCAGCCCCCCCCACCCCGGUCCCGGCGGUGCACGGUCCUGCCCGGGGGCUCGGCGGCGGCGGGCGGUGCGCCCGUGGCGGAAGGCGAGCGGCGGGCAGCUGGGGCCUGGAGCCGUCGCUGCAGGAGGGGAAGAGCGGGGUGUUCCCGCGGCGCGGGUGGAUGCGCAGCCCGGAGGGCGGCUCCUGCGGCGGCUCCUGCGGCCUCCCCAUGGCUGUGCCCCGACGGUGAAGGCAGCGGGAGCCGCCUGUGUCCGCGCCGCGCCAGGAGGCGGCGCCGCCGCAAGCAGGGGGCGGGCGGGGAGGGGGAUGAGCAGCGCCGCAGCCGCCGCCGCCUCUGCGGGAGCUGCCGCCGCCUGCGCCGGGGCCGAGCGGGGCUUCUCCUCCUCCUCCGGCGGCGCCGCUCCGGCCAUGGGGCCCAUGGGGCCCGAGGAGGGCUCGGCCGGCGGGCUGGGAGCCCUGCCCGCGCCGCCGCUGGGCUGCAGGAGCCGCUACCAGCUGCUGCUCUCCGGGAAGGCCCUGGCCGACAGAUACCGGCGGAUUUACACGGCGGCGCUGAGCGACAGGGAGCUGGGGAGCCACCCGGGCAGAAGUAAGAAACUUUUUAGCAAGAAAAAAUUGAAAAGAAAACAGAAGACUAAAUUGAAAGUAAAAACACGCAACAAGACUGAAAACCUAGAGAGUACAAUAACCAUACCAGAUAUCAGAUUACAUAGCAAUCCUUCAGCAUUUAAUGUUUACUGCAAUGUCCGCCAUUGUGUGUUGGAAUGGCAGAAGAAGGAAGCAUCUGUAUCUUUGGCUUCAAAGAACAGUGUACAAAGUGGGGAUUCGGACAGUGAUGAAGAAGAGGAAUCCAAAGAGCCACCUAUUAAACUUCCAAAGAUCAUCGAAGUUGGACUAUGUGAAGUCUUUGAACUUAUAAAGGAGACAAGAUUUUCUCAUCCAUCCUUGUGUCUCAGGAGCCUACAAGCUCUACUUAAUGUGCUUCAAGGUCAGCAACCAGAAGGCCUGCAAUCAGAGCCUCCUGAAGUCCUAGAAUCCCUGUUCCAGCUGCUUCUGGAAAUAACUGUCCGUAGCACGGGAAUGAAUGACAGUACAGGACAGUCCUUGACAGCACUUUCCUGCGCUUGCCUCUUCAGUUUGGUAGCUGCAUGGGGAGAGACGGGAAGAACGUUGCAAGCAAUCUCUGCAAUCCUCACCAAUAAUGGCAGCCACGCUUGUCAGACUAUUCAGGUGCCAACCAUUUUAAACUCUCUUCAGAGGAGUGUACAGGCAGUUUUGGUGGGCAAAAUCCAAAUCCAGGACUGGUUCAGUAAUGGGAUAAAGAAGGCAGCCUUGAUGCACAAGUGGCCGUUGAAAGAAAUAUCUGUAGAUGAUGACGACCAGUGCCUACUUCAGAGUGAUGGUUUUUUCCUCUAUCUCUUAUGUAAAGAUGGACUUUACAAAAUUGGCUCUGGAUAUAGCGGGACAGUGAGGGGCCAUAUAUACAAUUCUACAUCCCGCAUCAAAAACAGAAAAGAAAAAAAGUCUUGGUUAGGUUAUGCUCAGGGUUAUUUAUUAUAUAGAGAUGCGAAUAAUCACAGUAUGACAGCCAUAAGAAUAAACCCUGAAACUUUGGAACAAGACGGUACAGUUGCUUUGCCAGAUUGUCAUACUGAAGGGCAGAAUAUCCUUUUCACUGAUGGAGAAUAUAUUAAUCAAAUAGCAGCAUCUAGAGAUGAUGGCUUUGUAGUGCGAAUAUUUGCCACAAGUACUGAGCCGGUACUGCAACAAGAACUGCAGCUGAAGCUUGCAAGAAAAUGCUUACAUGCCUGUGGCAUCUCACUGUUUGAUCUGGAGAAAGAUUUGCACAUUAUCAGUACAGGGUUUGAUGAGGAAUCAGCUGUCCUUGGUGCUGGAAGAGAGUUUGCACUGAUGAAAACUGCUAGUGGAAAGAUUUAUUAUACUGGCAAAUAUCAGAGCCUUGGAAUCAAACAAGGUGGCCCUUCAGCUGGCAAAUGGGUUGAACUCCCAAUCACAAAAUCUCCAAAGAUUAUUCAGUUUUCUGUUGGACAUGAUGGCUCACAUGCCUUACUUGUUGCUGAGGAUGGAAGCAUAUUCUUCACAGGUUCUGCUAGUAAAGGAGAGGAUGGUGAAUCGACUAAAAGCAGACGGCAGUCAAAACCAUAUAAGCCUAAAAAAAUUAUUAAAAUGGAAGGAAAGAUUGUCAUAUCUACAGCGUGCAAUAAUGGAAGCAGUUCUGUAAUUUCAAAAGAUGGAGAACUCUACAUGUUUGGAAAAGAUGCUAUUUACUCUGAUAGUACAAGUUUAGUAACAGAUUUGAAAGGCCAUUUUGUGACUCAAGUAGCCAUGGGCAAAGCUCACACCUGUGUGUUAAUGAAGAAUGGGGAAGUUUGGACAUUCGGUGUAAAUAAUAAAGGACAGUGUGGACGAGACACAGGCUCCAUGAGCCAGGGAGGAAAAGGUUUUGGAGUUGAGAACAUGGCUACAGCAAUGGAUGAAGACCUGGAAGAGGAACUGGAUGAAAAAGAUGAGAAGUCCAUGAUGUGUCCUCCAGGCAUGCAUAAAUGGAAGUUGGAGCAGUGUAUGGUGUGCACUGUAUGUGGAGAUUGCACAGGCUAUGGAGCUAGCUGUGUUAGUAGUGGGCGUCCUGAUAGAGUACCUGGAGGAAUCUGUGGUUGUGGCUCAGGUGAGUCAGGCUGUGCCGUAUGUGGGUGCUGCAAGGCAUGUGCUAGAGAACUGGAUGGCCAGGAAGCAAGGCAAAGAGGAAUCCUUGAUGCUGUGAAAGAGAUGAUACCUUUAGAUCUCUUGCUGGCUGUCCCUGUUCCUGGAGUUAAUAUUGAAGAACACCUUCAGUUACGACAAGAAGAAAAGCGGCAACGCGUCAAUAGGAGACACAGAUUGGAAGAGGGAAGAGAUGGAAGUGGAGAAAGAGGUGAGAAGGAUGCCAGCAAAAUCACAACCUAUCCACCAGGGGCUGUCCGCUUUGACUGUGAACUGCGAGCUGUACAAGUCAGUUGUGGAUUUCACCAUUCAGUGGUUUUGAUGGAGAAUGGUGAUGUUUACACAUUUGGAUAUGGGCAGCAUGGGCAACUUGGACACGGUGAUGUUAAUUCCAGGGGAUGUCCCACUUUGGUGCAAGCAUUACCAGGUCCUAGUACACAAGUUACUGCUGGGAGCAACCAUACAGCUAUUCUCUUAAUGGAUGGCCAAGUUUUCACAUUUGGAAGUUUCUCAAAAGGUCAGCUUGGUAGACCAAUUCUGGAUAUGCCCUACUGGAAUGCAAAGCCAGCACCUAUGCCUAAUAUAGGCUCCAAAUACGGACGCAAAGCUACAUGGAUUGGAGCGAGUGGAGACCAGACUUUUCUCCGGAUCGAUGAAGCUCUUAUUAAUUCUCAUGUGCUUGCUACAUCAGAGAUAUUUGCAAGCAGGCAUAUAAUAGGUUUGGUACCAGCUUCAAUAUCAGAACCUCCUCCUUUUAAAUGUCUUCUGAUAAACAAAGUAGAUGGCAGUUGCAAAACAUUCAAUGAUUCUGAGCAGGAAGACCUUCAAGGUUCUGGUGUGUGUCUGGAUCCUGUCUAUGAUGUUAUUUGGAGGUUUCGACCAAAUGCUAGGGAACUCUGGAGUUACAAUGCAGUAGUUGCUGAUUCCAGACUUCCAUCAGCUCCAGACAUUCAAUCCCGGUGUAGUAUUUUGAGUCCAGAACUUGCUCUACCAACAGGUUCCAAAGCCCUAACAACCAGAUCUCAUGCAGCUUUGCACAUUCUAGGUUGUCUUGAUACUUUGGCUGCUAUGCAGGACUUAAAAAUGGGUGUAGCAAAUACAGAAGAAGAAACUCAAGCAGUAAUGAAGGUUUAUUCUAAAGAAGACUAUAGUGUUGUUAACAGAUUUGAAAGUCAUGGAGGAGGCUGGGGUUAUUCAGCCCACUCAGUAGAAGCUAUCCGUUUCUGUGCUGAUACGGAUAUUCUGUUAGGUGGUCUUGGUCUUUUUGGUGGUAGAGGUGAAUACACUGCUAAAAUAAAGUUGUUUGAAUUGGGUCCAGAUGGGGGAGACCAUGAGACUGAUGGAGACCUUCUUGCUGAGACAGAUGUCUUAGCAUAUGAUUGUGCUGCUAGAGAGAAAUAUGCAAUGAUGUUUGAUGAACCAGUACUUCUACAAGCUGGCUGGUGGUAUGUAGCCUGGGCAAGAGUGUCAGGACCUAGCAGUGAUUGUGGAUCUCAUGGACAGGCCUCUAUAACUACAGAUGAUGGUGUUGUAUUUCAGUUUAAAAGUUCCAAGAAAUCAAAUAAUGGUACAGAUGUUAAUGCAGGGCAGAUUCCGCAGUUACUAUACAGAUUGCCAACAAGUGAUGGCAGUGCAUCCAAAGGAAAACAGCAAACCAGUGAACCUGUACAUAUUUUGAAGAGAUCUUUUGCCAGAACUGUCUCAGUGGAGUGCUUUGAGUCUUUACUGAGCAUUCUUCACUGGAGUUGGACAACACUGGUGCUGGGAGUUGAGGAACUUCGUGGACUUAAGGGUUUCCAAUACACUGCUACUCUUUUGGAUUUAGAAAGGUUGCGUUUUGUGGGCACAUGCUGCCUGAGAUUGCUCAGGGUCUACACCUGUGAAAUAUAUCCAAUAUCAGCUUCAGCUAAGGCAGUUGUAGAAGAAACGAGCAAACUAGCAGAUUGCAUUGGAAAAACUAGGACCUUGUUGAGAAAAAUUUUAUCUGAAGGAGUUGAUCAUUGCAUGGUGAAGUUGGACAAUGAUCCACAAGGAUAUCUCAGUCAGCCGCUCAGUCUUUUAGAAGCUGUUCUUCAGGAAUGCCAUAAUACAUUCACAGCUUGCUUUCAUUCAUUUUAUCCAACACCAGCUCUCCAGUGGGCAUGUCUUUGUGACUUGCUGAACUGUUUGGACCAGGACAUUCAGGAAGCAAACUUCAAAACCUCCAGCAGUCGCCUUCUUGCUGCAGUUAUGUCUGCUCUCUGCCAUACUUCAGUAAAGCUGACCUCUAUCUUUCCCAUUGCUUAUGAUGGAGAGGCGUUGCUGCGAUCAAUGGUUAAACAAGUCAGCACUGAGAAUGACUCUGCUCUGGCCCAUCGUUUUCCUCUUUUGGUUGCACACAUGGAAAAACUCAGUCAGAGUGAAGAAAACGUUUCAGGGAUGACAAGCUUUCGCGAAGUGCUGGAAAAGAUGUUAGUCAUUGUUGUUCUACCAGUACGGAACAGCCUUAGAAGAGAAAAUGAACUUUUCUCUUCACAUCUGGUUUCUAAUACCUGUGGGUUGCUUGCUAGUAUUGUGAGUGAGCUUACAGCAUCAGCAUUAGGAUCUGAGGUUGAUGGACUGAACUCUCUCCAUUCGGUCAAAUCCACUCCAAACCGAUUCACUAAAACAAGUCAGGGAAGAAGCUGGAAUACUGGGAAUGGAUCCCCUGAUGCAAUAUGUUUCUCUGUUGACAAAGCUGGUAUAGUUGUUGUAGGAUUUUCUGUUUAUGGUGGAGGAGGAAUUCAUGAAUAUGAGUUGGAGGUUUUAGUUGAUGAUAGUGAUCAUACUGGAGAUGCAACUCAUUCUCAUAGAUGGACGUCUUUAGAAUUGGUUAAAGGAACUUACACCACAGAUGAUUCUCCUAGUGACAUAGCUGAAAUCAGACUUGACAAAGUCGUGCCACUGAAGGAAAAUGUGAAAUACGCAGUUCGUUUGAGGAACUAUGGAAGCCGGACUGCCAAUGGAGAUGGCGGAAUGACCACAGUUCAGUGUCCAGACGGUGUAACAUUUACAUUUAGUACAUGCAGUCUGAGCAGUAAUGGCACUAACCAGACGCGAGGACAAAUUCCACAGAUUCUGUAUUACAGGAGUGAGUAUGAUGGAGAUCUGCAAUCACAGCUGUUGAACAAAGCUAAUGAAGAAGACAAAAAUUGUAGCAGAGCUCUUUCUGUCGUGAGUGCUGUUGUUCGAGCAGCCAAAGACUUGUUACACAGGGCUCUUGCUGUAGAUGCUGAAGACAUUCCAGAAUUGCUCAGCUCUUCCAGUCUGUUUUCCAUGCUGCUUCCCCUCAUAAUAGCCUACAUAGGACCAGUAGCAGCAGCUAUUCCCAAGGUUGCUGUUGAGGUCUUUGGCCUAGUACAACAGCUACUUCCUUCUGUGGCAGUUCUGAAUCAGAAAUAUGCCCCUCCAGCUUUUAACCCAAAUCAAUCUACAGACAGCACCACUGGAAACCAACCAGAGCAAGGGCUUUCAGCUUGUACUACCUCCAAUCACUAUGCUGUUGUAGAAAGUGAGCACCCCUAUAAACCUGCCUCUGUUACACACUAUAAGGUGACUUUUCCUGAAUGUGUCAGGUGGAUAACAAUAGAGUUUGACACUCAGUGUGGCACUGCUCAGUCAGAGGAUGUUCUUCGUUUACUAAUUCCUGUCAGAAUUGCACAGAGCCUGGGAUUUGGACCAAAGCAUGCUUCUGUUCAUGAAAACCUUAAUUCAUGGAUAGAACUGAAAAAAUUCUCUGGAUCUUCAGGAUGGCCUACCAUGGUAUUAGUAUUGCCAGGAAAUGAAGCUCUUUUUUCCCUGGAGACUGCGUCAGACUAUGUAAAAGAUGAAAAAGCUUGUUUUUAUGGUUUCAAAUGUUACGCAAUUGGAUAUGAAUUUAGUCCAGGAUCUGAUGAGGGUAUUAUUCAGCUGGAGAAAGAACUGGCAAAUUUAGGAGGAUCAUGUGCAGCAGCUUUGAUGAAGAAAGAUCUAGCACUUCCUAUUGCAGGUAAUGAAUUUGAAGAGGAUCUUGAGAUAGUUGAAGAGGCCGCCUUACAGGUGUGCAAAUCUCACUCGGGCAUUCUUGGGAAAGGCUUGGCACUAUCUCACUCACCAACCAUUCUGGAAGCUCUUGAAGGAAGUCUUCCACUGCAGGUGCAAAGCAAUGAACAGUCAUUUCUGGAGGAUUUCAUUGCUUGUGUACCAGGAUCAAGUGGUGGACGACUUGCAAGGUGGCUUCAGCCAGAUUCAUAUGCUGAUCCGCAAAAGACAUCAUUGAUUUUGAAUAAGGAUGACAUUCGAUGUGGUUGGCCAACUGUGAUUACAGUACAAACAAAAGACCAGUAUGGGGAUGUUGUUCAUGUUCCCAAUAUGAAGGUAGAAGUCAAAGCUAUUCCUGUUUCGCAGAAAAAAACAUCCUUGCAACAAGAACAAGUUAAAAAAGUACAACGGAUACCAGGGAGUCCUGCAACAGCUGCUUCCCCUAGCAGCGAUAUGACCUUUGGAGGACUUCCUUCACCAAAGCUUGAUUCUUCCUACGAGCCAAUGAUAGUAAAAGAAGCUCGAUAUAUUGCUAUUACAAUGAUGAAGGCAUAUGAAAAUUAUUCCUUUGAAGAACUACGCUUUGCUUCACCAACACCAAAGAGACCCAGUGAAAAUAUGUUGAUCAGAGUCAAUAAUGAUGGUACAUACUGUGCAAACUGGACUCCUGGAGCUGUUGGUCUCUAUACCAUUCAUGUCACUAUAGAUGGCAUUGAAAUAGAUGCUGGACUAGAAGUGAAAGUAAAAGAUCCUCCGAAGGGAAUGAUACCACCUGGAACUCAACUUAUUAAACCAAAAGCAGAGCCUCAGCCAAACAAGGUUCGCAAAUUUGUGGCCAAGGACAGUGCAGGGCUUCGUAUCCGUAGCCACCCUUCCCUUCAGAGUGAGCAAAUAGGCAUAGUGAAAGUCAAUGGAUCCAUCACUUUCAUUGACGAGAUCCACAAUGAUGAUGGUGUUUGGCUGAGGCUGAAUGAUGAGACAAUAAAGAAGUAUGUUCCUAACAUGAAUGGUUACACUGAAGCCUGGUGUCUGUCUUUUAACCAACAUCUUGGCAAGAGCCUUCUGGUACCUGUUGACAAUGUCUUUAAUGCUAGCCAAGGAGUAAGGGAUUUGGACUUUUUUUCAUGGACUUCCAAAGCUUUACCCCCUAAGGAAUCUAGGUCUAAUGCUGAUGAUUUUUUCAAAGACCUAAAUUCGCACUGUCCACAGGAAGCAGUGAUGCAGGAACAAGAUAUGCCAUUCCUUCGAGGUGGACCUGGAGUGUACAAGGUAGUGAAGACUGGCCCAUCAGGUCACAACAUAAGAAGCUGCCCUAACCUUAGAGGUAUCCCAAUUGGAAUGUUAGUUCUGGGAAACAAAGUCAAGGCAGUGGGCGAGGUGACUAAUUCAGAAGGUACAUGGGUGCAAAUGGAUAAGAACAGCAUGGUAGAGUUCUGUGAAAGUGAUGAAGGCGAGGCAUGGUCAUUAGCUAGAGACAGAGGUGGAAACCAGUACCUCCGACACGAAGAUGAGCAAGUCCUCCUAGAUCAAAAUGUGCAGACUCCUCCCCCAAGUCCUUUUUCAAUACAAGCUUUCAGUAAGGGGACAAGCUGUAGUAAUGGACAAGGGUUUGAUUAUGGCCUUGGAAAUAACAAAGGUGACCAACUGAGUGCCAUACUGAAUUCCAUUCAGUCACGGCCAAAUCUCCCAGCUCCUUCCAUCUUUGAUCAAGCUGCAAAACCUCCCUCUUCCCUAGUCCACAGUCCAUUUGUGUUCGGACAGCCCCUUUCCUUCCAGCAGCCUCAGCCACAGCUUCAGAGUGACCGAAUGAAUUUCACAGGAGCUGCUAGACCGGUUUCUCCAGCUGGAAAGACAGACACGCCAUCGAAGCACAGAGCUGACUGCAGGUCACCCAAACUUGAUGUGCGAAUGAAUAGAGCUGUUGCUGACCAGAAGAAACCCAGAAAUACAGAAGGCUUAUCUGCCAGUGAGUGUCUUAUCCUGAAAUCAGAUGCUGCAAAGCUGCGGUCAGACUCGCACAGCAGGUCUUUGUCGCCAAAUCAUAACACUUUGCAAACACUAAAAACUGAUGGAAGAACAACGACUGGACUGAGAGCCGAAUCUCCAGGGCCAGGAACCCGGUCAUCUUCUCCAAAGACAAAGACCCUUACAGCUGUUAGAUCUGGUGCUAGUUCUCCACGAUCCUCAUCACCCCAUGACAAAACUCUACCUCAGAAACCUUCAUCCCCUGUAAAAACAAAGCUUGAUCCUCCUCGAGAACGCUCCAAAUCAGAUUCCUACACAUUAGAUCCAGACACCCUUCGCAAAAAGAAAGUGCCACUAACAGAACCCUUAAGGGGGAGGUCCACUUCACCUAAACCAAAAAUUAUUGCAAAAGAUGGAAAACCUGUUACAGAAACUGAAAAUAGAGCUCCUUCCCCUCAUGUCGUACAAGAAAAUCUUCACAGUGAGGUAGUUGAAGUAUGUACUUCAAGUACUUUAAAGACUGACAGCAUUACAGAUACCACCUGUGAGGACAACACUGAAUUCAGAAGUCUGGACGAUGGUUCUAAUAAAGUUCAUUUCAGCAUAGGCAAAGCACCACUGAAGGAUGAGCAAGACAUGAGAGCAUCUCCAAAAGUGAGCCGUAAAUGUGCUGGUAGACACACAAGACCCAAAAAGGAAAAAUCCAACUUUCUUUUCAAAGGAGAUGGCUCCAAGCCCGUAGAGCCUGCCAAGCAAGCAAUGUCACCUUCUGUUGCAGAAUGUGCUAGAGCUGUAUUUGCUGCAUUUCUUUGGCAUGAAGGAAUAGUUCAUGAUGCUAUGGCAUGCUCAUCUUUUUUGAAGUUUAAUCCAGAACUGUCCAAAGAGCAUGCGCCCAUACGAAGCAGUCUUACUCAACAGCCUGCAGAGGAAAAAGAAACGAAGUUGAAAAAUAGACAUUCAUUGGAAAUAUCAUCUGCUCUUAACAUGUUCAACAUCUCACCUCAUGGACCAGAUAUAUCUAAAAUGGGUAGCAUCAAUAAGAACAAAGUCCUCUCAAUGUUAAAAGAACCACCUCUGCAUGAAAAGUGUGAGGAUGGAAAAACUGAAACUACCUCCUUUGAAACAUCCGGUCAUCACACAAUAAAAUCCAAGUCUCCUCUUCCAUUAACACUGCAGCACUUAGUAGCUUUCUGGGAAGAUAUUUCUUUAGCAACUAUUAAAGCAGCUUCCCAAAACAUGAUUUUUCCAAGUCCUGGUUCUUGUGCAGUGUUAAAGAAGAAGGAAAGUGACAAAGAUAACAAGAAAGCUAAGAAAGAGAAAAAGAAAAAGGAAAAGGUUGAGACUAGGCCAAGGGGAAAUCUUUUUGGUGAAAUGGCCCAGCUUGCAGUGGGAGGACCUGAAAAAGACACCAUCUGUGAGUUGUGUGGAGAAUCCCAUCCAUAUCCAGUGACCUACCACAUGAGACAAGCUCAUCCAGGUUGUGGCCGUUACGCAGGUGGCCAAGGUUACAACAGCAUUGGGCACUUCUGUGGAGGAUGGGCUGGCAAUUGUGGCGAUGGUGGUAUUGGAGGAAGCACUUGGUAUUUGGUUUGCGAUCGAUGCAGAGAAAAAUAUCUCCGUGAAAAACAAGCAGCAGCAAGAGAGAAGAUUAAACAAUCUAGGAGAAAACCAAUGCAAGUUAAGACACCUCGUGCCUUGCCAACUAUGGAAGCUCAUCAAGUGAUUAAAGCAAACGCGCUCUAUUUACUGUCGCUGAGUAGUGCUGCUGAGCCAAGUAUCCUCUGCUAUCACCCUGCAAAAGCAUUCCAAUCUCAACUUCCCAGUCUCAAAGAAGGAAUUUCUGAAGACUUUCCCAUUAAAAUGCCAUGUCUCUAUCUACAGACUUUAGCAAGGCAUCAUCAUGAAAAUUUUGUUGGGUACCAGGAUGACAACCUCUUCCAGGAUGAGAUGAGAUACUUGCGCUCAACUUCAGUACCUGCACCAUAUAUCUCAGUUACUCCUGAUGCAAGUCCUAAUGUCUUUGAAGAACCAGAGAGUAACAUGAAAUCUAUGCCCCCAAGUUUGGAAACCAGUCCAAUAACAGAUACAGAUCUUGCAAAGCGCACAGUCUUUCAAAGAUCAUAUUCAGUUGUUGCAUCAGAAUAUGACAAACAGCACUCAAUUUUGCCAGCACGUGUAAAGGCAAUCCCUAGGAGACGAGUCAACAGUGGAGAUGCAGAAGUGGGGUCCUCUCUCCUGAGACAUCCAUCUCCUGAACUUUCUCGGUUAAUCUCCGCCCACAGCUCUCUUUCCAAAGGAGAGAGAAAUUUCCAGUGGCCAGUAUUGGCAUUUGUAAUCCAGCAUCAUGAUCUGGAAGGACUUGAAAUAGCAAUGAAACAAGCCUUACGGAAAUCUGCUUGCCGAGUCUUUGCCAUGGAGGCUUUCAACUGGCUUCUUUGUAAUGUCAUUCAAACAACUUCUCUUCAUGAUAUUUUAUGGCAUUUUGUGGCUUCCCUGACUCCUGCACCUGUAGAGCCAGAAGAAGAAGAGGAUGAAGAAAAUAAGUCAAACAAAGAAAAUGCAGAACAAGAAAAAGACACAAGAGUAUGUGAGCAUCCUCUGUCAGAUAUAGUGAUUGCCGGCGAAGCAGCUCACCCCUUACCGCACACUUUUCAUCGCCUUCUUCAGACAAUCUCUGAUCUUAUGAUGUCUCUUCCCAGUGGUAGUGCAUUACAGCAAAUGGCCUUAAGGUGCUGGAGUCUCAAAUUCAAACAAUCUGAUCACCAGUUCCUGCACCAGAGCAAUGUUUUUCAUCAUAUCAACAAUAUUUUGUCUAAAUCUGAUGAUGGAGAUAGUGAAGAGAGUUUUAGUAUCAGCGUUCAGUCUGGUUUUGAAGUCAUGAAUCAGGAACUGUGUAUAGUGGUUUGUCUAAAAGACCUAACCAGCAUUGUUGACAUUAAAACAUCAAGCCGACCUGCCAUGAUUGGUAGUUUAACGGAUGGGUCUACAGAAACAUUCUGGGAAUCAGGAGAUGAGGAUAAAAACAAAACUAAAAACAUCACAAUUAACUGUGUAAAAGGAAUCAAUGCACGUUAUGUUUGUGUUCAUGUAGACAAUUCCAGAGAUCUUGGGAACAAAGUGACUUCAAUGACCUUCCUAACUGGCAAGGCAGUAGAAGAUCUCUGCAGAAUAAAGCAGGUAGACUUGGAUUCAAGACAUAUUGGCUGGGUAACAAGUGAACUUCCUGGGGGUGACAAUCACAUCAUCAAAAUUGAAUUGAAGGGUCCAGAGAACACACUGAGAGUUCGACAAGUGAAAAUUCUUGGAUGGAAAGAUGGUGAAAGCAUUAAAAUAGCAGGCCAGAUUUCUGCAAGUGUCGCUCAACAAAGAAACUGUGAAUCUGAGACACUGCGAGUGUUCCGACUUAUAACAUCCCAGGUAUUUGGAAAACUCAUCUCCGGAGAUGCUGAGCCAACCCCAGAACAAGAAGAAAAAGCAUUAUUGUCUUCCCCAGAAGGAGAAGAAAAAGUACACAAUGCAACAUCAGAUGCAGAUCUGAAGGAGCACAUGGUAGGGAUCAUAUUCAGCCGGAGCAAGCUGACAAAUUUGCAGAAACAGGUAUGUGCCCAUAUAGUCCAGGCCAUCCGAAUGGAAGCAACGCGUGUGCGUGAAGAAUGGGAGCACGCCAUCUCCAGCAAGGAGAAUGCCAACUCACAGCCCAACGAUGAAGAUGCCUCUUCUGACGCCUAUUGCUUUGAGCUGCUCUCCAUGGUUCUGGCACUGAGCGGCUCCAAUGUGGGCCGGCAGUAUCUGGCUCAGCAGCUGACUCUGCUCCAGGAUCUCUUUUCAUUGCUACACACUGCUUCCCCCAGGGUGCAGAGACAGGUAACAUCAUUACUGAGACGAGUUUUGCCUGAGGUAACCCCUAGUCGCCUGGCUAGUAUUAUAGGAGUGAAGUCUCUUCCACCAGCAGAUAUAAGUGAUAUCAUUCAUUCAACAGAAAAAGGAGAUUGGAAUAAACUAGGUAUCUUGGACAUGUUUUUGGGAUGCAUUGCCAAAGCUCUCACUGUACAGCUAAAAGCCAAAGGAACUACUAUCACAGGGACAGCUGGCACUACUGCAGGCAAAGGAGUUACUACAGUCACACUUCCAAUGAUCUUCAAUUCCAGCUACAUUCGUCGAGGUGAAAGUCAUUGGUGGAUGAAGGGUUCAACACCUACACAGAUUUCAGAGAUCAUCAUUAAACUCAUCAAAGACAUGGCAGCAGGUCAUCUGUCAGAAGCGUGGUCACGUGUGACAAAGAAUGCUAUUGCUGAAACCAUCAUAGCUCUGACCAAAAUGGAAGAAGAAUACAGAUCACCAGUGAGGUGCAUUGCAACAACCAGACUGUGGCUGGCCUUAGCAUCCCUCUGUGUUCUUGAUCAGGAUCAUGUUGACAGACUAUCCUCAGGAAGAUGGAUGGGAAAGGAUGGGCAACAGAAACAGAUGCCAAUGUGUGAUAACCACGAUGAUGGUGAAACUGCUGCAAUCAUUUUAUGUAAUGUCUGUGGGAAUUUGUGCACAGAUUGUGACCGAUUCCUUCAUCUCCAUCGUCGAACAAAAACUCAUCAGAGACAGGUAUUCAAAGAAGAAGAAGAAGCUAUCAAAGUUGAUCUUCAUGAGGGAUGUGGAAGGACCAAACUUUUCUGGCUGAUGGCAUUAGCAGAUUCUAAAACUAUGAAGGCUAUGGUGGAGUUUAGAGAACAGACAGGCAAACCAACCACCAGCAGUUCUGAAGCCUGUCGUUUCUGUGGAUGUAGGAGUGGAACAGAAUUAUCAGCAGUGGGAAGUGUUUGUUCUGAUGCAGACUGCCAGGAGUAUGCUAAAAUUGCCUGCAGCAAGACGCACCCCUGCGGUCAUCCCUGUGGAGGCGUUAAGAAUGAAGAGCACUGUUUGCCAUGCUUGCAUGGCUGUGAUAAGAAUGCUACAACUCUUAAACAAGAUGCUGAUGACAUGUGCAUGAUCUGCUUUACUGAAGCACUUUCAGCAGCACCAGCUAUCCAGCUGGACUGCAGCCAUGUUUUCCAUUUGCAAUGCUGUCAGCGAGUACUAGAAAACAGAUGGCUUGGGCCAAGGAUAACUUUCGGGUUUAUGUCCUGUCCUAUUUGCAAGAACAAAAUCAAUCAUACAGUAUUAAAGGAUUUGCUUGAUCCAAUCAAAGAACUCUAUGAAGAUGUAAGGAGAAAAGCGCUAAUGAGGUUGGAGUAUGAAGGGUUGCACAAGAGCGAGGCCAUCACGACGCCAGGUGUUAGAUUUUAUAAUGACCCAGCUGGCUAUGCUAUGAACAGAUAUGCUUAUUAUGUUUGCUACAAGUGCAAAAAGGCAUAUUUUGGUGGCGAAGCUCGUUGUGAUGCUGAGGCUGGACAAGGAGAUGACUAUGAUCCCAGAGAGCUUAUCUGUGGUGCAUGCUCUGAUGUUUCAAGGGCUCAGAUGUGUCCCAAACACGGUACAGAUUUCUUAGAAUACAAAUGCCGCUACUGCUGUUCAGUUGCUGUUUUUUUCUGUUUUGGGACAACACAUUUUUGCAAUGCUUGCCAUGAUGAUUUCCAAAGAAUGACAAGCAUCCCUAAAGAAGAACUCCCACACUGUCCUGCAGGUCCCAAAGGUAAACAACUUGAAGGAACAGAAUGUCCACUUCAUGUUGUCCAUCCACCCACUGGUGAAGAAUUUGCUCUGGGUUGUGGGGUUUGCAGAAAUGCUCACACUUUUUAGACUAGCAAUUUUUUUUUACCAGAGCAAAAACAGGUGCCCUCAUCCCUCAAGUGUCCUGAAAACAAAGUCCAGAUGGGAUGAGGAUGGGACCAUUUCAUAACCCAGGUAAAAGGAACAAUUUACAGUGCAAGAAGGAUGCCAAAUACCAUGUACAUAAUUCUUGCUGUGAGAUAUUGACAUUUUUUGAACCAAGACAUCAAAAAUUUGUGAGGUGUUUGCAUGUGGCCAUUACAGUCAUCGGCUAGGAAACAUUGGACAUUUACAAAUAAACAAUUGCUAUUAAAGGAUCUGUGUGUCUGUGGACUAUGAAUGAUGCUGGCUUUCAGGAGAAAGAAAAAAUUACUGAUUAUUGUAUACUGACUUUUUGUAAUCUUGUACAAUUGUAACGCAUCACAAGUGGGAAUGGGAAAGAAGAAUAUUCUGGUUUAUUUCCUAGACUGUUAUAAAAAAAAAAUGUGUUAGGAAGGCAUAAAUGUAACAAGUAUCACACUGUAUAUAAAGGUAUCAAUGUUUGUCCUGUAUAAGAAUUAUUAAAUUACAACAGCAGUUUCAUUUAAACUUCUGGGUUAUGUUUGAGCCUGAAAUUUUAAUGAAGUGCAAUACUGAGUGUGCCUCAUAUCUUGCAGCUGUAAACAUAAUGGAAUGUACAUGUCAAUAAAGCCACUGUACAUUUUUAUACAGUGAAAGUCUAAUAAAUGUGUAAGCCUC
This is a messenger RNA of Pipra filicauda (Wire-tailed manakin), 15265 nucleotides long. It is a transcript of the gene MYCBP2, whose product is annotated as MYC binding protein 2. The record is from RefSeq and is a predicted model, not a curated record. Bases 410 to 14557 code for a protein of 4715 amino acids. NCBI's taxonomy places the organism in Eukaryota, Metazoa, Chordata, Aves, Passeriformes, Pipridae. The transcript is spliced from 84 exons. Gene Ontology annotation, cellular component: nucleus.